Molecule: messenger RNA, 324 nt
Organism: Aspergillus mulundensis
Lineage: Eukaryota; Fungi; Ascomycota; Eurotiomycetes; Eurotiales; Aspergillaceae
Product: putative quinol monooxygenase
Exons: 3
Coding region: 1-324 (107 amino acids)
Source: RefSeq, a predicted model, not a curated record
AUGUCUCCCAAGGAAUUCUACAAUGUUGUCCGACUGGUUCCCAAACCUGGCAAAUUCGAUGAGGUCUCUGAAGCAUUUAGGACUCUCUCAAAAUACGUCGAGGAGAACGAACCCAAGACUCAGAUCUACUUUGCCGUUCAACCGCAGGGAUCCGAGGAACUUGUCAUUGUUGAGAAAUACACCGACGCUCAAAAUCUGAAGGAGCAUGCCUCCACGCCGGCGUUUAAGCAGUUCUCUAAGGCCAUUGGCGGGUUGUUAGCUGAGACGCCUGAGCUCAAAAGGGCUGAUUUUGUGGCUGGGUUUGAGGGGAGGGCAAAGCUUUGA